CACGAUUCUUUCUCCGAGAGAUGUAAAGACCUAUUUUUCUGAAUUCACUGAUCGCAGCCUGAAUCGAGUAAACAUCUAUUCAUUCCAACUGCCUCACCCAACAAUAGGCCAACGGAAAGGCGGGAUAUCUUCAUUGUUGUGUCGAAUCUAUUGUGCUAAGAGUCACAACAUUUUCAGUCAAUUGCUCUCUUUCAUUUCAACCACACCACUCCUUCCAUACUCGACUGAACCAAACACUCCCCUUGCGACUGUCAUCUCACGCAUUCCAGCAACCCUACCACGAAAACCCUCCCCUCUGUCAUGUCUGAACCGACUUCUGGCCGCUCUCUCGCUGGUCGCAUCUCCAAACCCGAAACGAUGAACGCUCAGGCCGAGUCCUUCCAACCAAAAUCCGGUACCUCAUGGGCUGAUGAGGUCUCAUCCCCUGCUACUGAAGAACCCACUUCCGCCGCGAAUUUGAACGCGACACCCGCGGAAGAGGCGUCUGCGCCAGUAGCACAGGUUGACGGAGCCACAGAGCCCUUCGGAGGAUCACAACUACAAGAGCCUGAAUAUGAUGUGAACGUCAAAUUGGCGGACAUGCAAGCUGAUCCCAACAAUCCCUUGUUUUCGGCUACGAGCUUCGAGCAGCUUGGCCUUGACGAUAACAUCCUCAAAGGUGUCAUGAGCAUGAACUUUCGCAGACCCUCCAAAGUCCAAGAAAAGACCCUCCCUCUUCUAUUGAUGAACCCCCCUCAAAACCUCAUCGGUCAAUCACAAUCCGGUACUGGAAAGACGGCAGCCUUCGUGCUGAACAUACUUCAUCGCAUUGACCUCAGCUCCGAACAAUUGCAAAAGACCCCACAAGCUUUGGUUUUGGCACCCAGCAGAGAACUUGCUCGACAGAUUGUGGGAGUGGUCAAGGUCAUGGGCUCAUUUGUCCCGGGACUCAUUGUCGAAGCUGCUGUUCCUCAAGAUGCCGCAGCUCGAAACAGAAAGAUUGAGGCAUCAGUUGUGGUGGGCACUCCUGGUACGGUCAUGGACAUGGUUCGUAGACGAUCUAUGGACAUCAGAGGACUCAAAAUUCUCGUCCUUGACGAAGCCGACAACAUGCUUGAUCAACAAGGUCUUGGUGACCAGUGUGUUCGUGUCAAAGGUAUGCUGCCCAAGAACAUCCAAAUUGUCUUGUUCUCAGCCACGUUCCCCGACAACGUUGUCAAAUACGCCAACAACUUCGCUCCCAACGCCAAUCAAAUGACCCUUCAACAUCAAGACUUGACCGUGGAGGGCAUCAAACAGAUCUAUUUAGACUGUGACAGUGACCAAGCCAAGUACGACAUCUUGGUGAAACUGUAUGGGUUAUUGACCAUUGGUUCCUCCAUUAUCUUUGUCAAGACCCGAGACACGGCACUUGCCAUCGAACAGCGCAUGACGGCAGAAGGUCACAAGGUCGUCUCCUUGACCGGUGGCUAUGAAGGUGCUCAGAGAGAUGUUAUUAUUGACUCCUUCCGUAUGGGCCAUGCCAAGGUCCUCAUCACCACCAAUGUCCUUGCUCGUGGGAUCGACGUUCAGUCAGUGUCUAUGGUCAUCAACUACGACGUUCCAGACAAGUUCGUUGGUGGCGGCAAAUUCGUUGCGGAUCCCCAAACAUAUCUUCACCGUAUCGGACGAACUGGACGAUUCGGUCGCGUUGGCGUCGCUGUCACGUUCAUCAGCAAUCAAGGCGACUGGCUGAAGUUGAUGGAGAUCCAGAAAUACUUCAACACACAGAUGACCAAGGUCGCGACUGACGACUGGGAUGAAUUAGAGGAACAGGUAACGAAGAUUAUCAAGAGUUCAAGAGCAGGCAGCAACAUGAAAGAUGGUGCAAACAUGCAAAUGCAAAUGUGAAGAAGACUGAAAUGAGUGCGGUAGAGCACCGUUCUCCGAGACGGCACCAUUCGGCGACAACAUGCUGCAAUGGGGAUGGAGGCCUUCAGAGGCUCCAAAGCGACAUGCUUUGAUUGUGACAGAGCAGUAGAACAUGGAAGGGAUCG
Molecule: messenger RNA, 2015 nt
Organism: Exophiala viscosa
Lineage: Eukaryota; Fungi; Ascomycota; Eurotiomycetes; Chaetothyriales; Herpotrichiellaceae
Product: ATP-dependent RNA helicase DBP5
Exons: 4
Coding region: 301-1869 (522 amino acids)
Biological process (GO): poly(A)+ mRNA export from nucleus
Cellular component (GO): cytoplasmic stress granule; nucleus
Molecular function (GO): RNA binding; ATP binding; RNA helicase activity
Source: RefSeq, a predicted model, not a curated record